Molecule: messenger RNA, 1434 nt
Organism: Pollicipes pollicipes
Lineage: Eukaryota; Metazoa; Arthropoda; Thecostraca; Pollicipedomorpha; Pollicipedidae
Product: F-box/LRR-repeat protein 2-like
Exons: 7
Coding region: 159-1388 (409 amino acids)
Biological process (GO): SCF-dependent proteasomal ubiquitin-dependent protein catabolic process
Cellular component (GO): SCF ubiquitin ligase complex
Source: RefSeq, a predicted model, not a curated record
UCAACGGCCUGCCCGAGGAGGUGCUGCUCUACCUGCUGGCGCACCUGAACGUGCGCGACAGGAUCCGCGUGCGCGCCGUGUGCCGCCGCUGGAGGGAGCUGUGCCAGCUCAGCCUUCGCUCAGUGCGUCAGAUCAACCUGAACCGGUACUUCGGCCCGAUGCACCUGCAGCGGCACCCGGUGCUGACCGACCAGCGGUUCAAGCAUGUGCUGCAGCUGCUGCCGAACCUGCAAAAGCUGGAGCUGGGGCCGGCCGGCGCACGGCUCUCCCGCAACGGCAUCCUCAGCAUCGGCAAGCUGUGUCCGCAGCUGAUUGACCUGGACAUCAGCUGCCUGCGGAUGUCGUUCCGAGCUCUGGAGAACCUGUGCCGCAACUGUCCCCGGCUGCAGCGGAUCAAUGUACCGCAGCUCAACUUCAAGGAGCAGAACCUGGAGGUGCUGCUCAAGUACCUGACAGAGCUGCGCAUCCUGGAGCUGGUGUCCACCAGUGUGACGGGAGACUGCUUCAGCCUGCUGCCGGCGUCGGUGCGCAAGGUGACACUGCGCGCGUGCCCGCGCAUCCGCGAGCACAACUUCUGCCUGGUGGGCGACCGGUGCGCACAGCUGGAGGAGCUCUGCCUCAGCCAGACGCGUGUGACGUCACACGACAUCAAACACAUCGCCGCCAGGUGUCGGAACCUGCGCCACCUGGACAUCAGCGGCUGCAACCUGGUGCAGCCGGAGGAGUUCCUCGAGCUGAUGCCCAAUGUGACGUCACUGGCUGCCGGCGCCUGCCCAAACAUCAACAAGAACACGUUUCGCGCGCUGGUCAGCUACUGCACCAAGCUGGAGCGGCUGGACUUGCGAGGCGGUGCCUCGCACAAGUACGUGCCGGCGGCCGGCCUGCAGCUGCUCUGUCGGCUGCCGCUGCUCUCCUGGCUGGAUGUCAGCUACCAGAACGAGGUGACGGACGAGGUGCUGCGCAGCCUGGCCAACUGCGCCCGGCUCGCCACGCUGCUGCUGCGGGAGAACUACAGCGCCCGCUCCCCCUUCACCGAGAAGGGCCUGUUCGAUCUGUCGAUGACAUGUCGGUCGCUGGCUUCGCUGGACGUCAGCUGCGUGCAGUGCAUCUCGCGUCAGCUGUACGACUCGCUGGUGUCGAAGCUGCCGGCCGGGCGCCGCCUGUCGCUUAUCGUCGGCGGCACCGACCUGGAGCAGCUGUAUCUGGCCGAGCCGGACGACGACCGGGUCAAGCUCUGCCAGGGCAGUCCGGCGCCCGACUACCCGGCCGUCAUGCACGACGACCCGUCGUCGAGCGAUGACUCUGACUCGGACGGGCCGGAGGAGGAGCGCUUCGCCGACGUGUUCAUCGACUGGCUAUGGCUCAACAACGCACUGUGGGCCGUGUAGCCGGUCGCCGGGCCGCCGCCGGCUGCACCGCAAUGGCGCGCCGCCC